This is a messenger RNA of Penicillium mononematosum, 1227 nucleotides long. Its product is annotated as phosphotransferase family protein. The record is from RefSeq and is a predicted model, not a curated record. NCBI's taxonomy places the organism in Eukaryota, Fungi, Ascomycota, Eurotiomycetes, Eurotiales, Aspergillaceae. The transcript is spliced from 2 exons. The coding region runs from base 1 to 1227 and encodes 408 amino acids.
AUGGACUCUCUCAAUUGGAAAACAGACAUUGGAAAUGAUGAGGAGGUACCCAAGAUCAACUGGACCGCUCUCCAGGAAUUUGCCAUCAACUUGAGGAACAGCAAAAGCGAGAAACCAACAACCAAAAACUGUCACAUCCACGAAAAGUACAACCUGGGUGGCCUCCAUCUAGCCAGAAUCCUCGAAUUCGACGAUGGUAUGAAAUGGAUAGCCCGAAUCCAACUGCACAAACUCACCAGCGAACUCGAGAAACGACUCUUCCACGAGAUCUCCACGCUCUCUAUCCUCCACGAGCAAACAGAUGUCCCCGUACCAGAAGUCUACGGCUACGAGACAAAUCCAGACCUCAUCAGCCGUGCAUUCAUGAUAAUGCAAUUCAUUCCCGGAAACACAGGAACAGACUUUACGGGUUUCCGUAGUCCGGAUAUACCUCCUCAAUUCCAAGCCAAGUUCUACCACGAAAUGGCACGCAUCCAUGCAAGCCUCACAAACUUCAGAGCCUUCGAUGCAGCGAUAUCAACAAUCAGGUUCCCGCAAAUCGGCAUGAUAGCCAAGCGAGAUGACGGCACGUACGAAAUCGAAGCGAUACCAGACCUGGGAGGACCGUUCAACACGGCAACAGAGUAUUUCGCAGCAUGGGGCGAGCACACCAGGUUCCCGAGAUCAGAGGAAAGCAUGAGAGCUAUGCUACCGGAGGAAUAUAAGGACGAUGUCAUCCAAUCGACUGGCGACUACCCACGACGGAUCAAGGAACAGCGGUUCGAUAUCACAGUUCGAAAUGAGGGUCCUUUCCCGCUUAAACAUGCCGACUUCUUCCAUAGCAAUGUCAUUGUGGAUGCUGAGUUCAAUGUACUGUCGAUCAUUGACUGGGAACAUGCCGGUACGGUUCCCUGGGAGAGGGUUGAAUUCCCGAUGUUUCUGUCCACGCUUCCUCCUGCCUUGGAUUUUCCGUGGAGAUAUGAUGAUGGUGGAAAGCCGUUGGCUGAUGAUACAAGGAAGGUCUGGGGGGGACGAGAGGAGUAUGUGCGAAGCGUUGCGGAGGCUGAGAAGGAGAUGGGGUCUGACGAUGGACUUUCUUCAAUAUUGGGGUCGAUAUAUUAUCAGAAUCUGUCGUCGUGUUACACGAGGUAUGAAGAAGGGAAGCUGGGUAUUUAUUGUAGAGCAUUGGACGAUUUUACACCGGAUAGAUCUGUGGGAUUACCCGCAAAGAAAGGUAGUGAGGAUUGA